AGCAUAUUGCGCUUCCUCAUAAGUGAUGAGAUAUCCAUGGCGUGUCUGUUACACCGAUCACGGAUCAAACUCUUUCCAUCCAAAACUUCGAGUCUUCGGUUCGACGGUCGUGUAGACUGAAACUCCAGCAUGAGCACGAUUAAACGAAGUACAACAGGAUGCUGGACUUGUCGAGCAAGAAGAAAGAAAUGUGAUGAGAACGGUAUGCCCUGCUCCACCUGUCAAAGCUUGUGUUUACCAUGCUAUGGUUACGGCGAACGACCCGAUUGGUUAGAUGGUGCCAAGCUGGAAAAGGCUCAAAUGGAAAACUUCAAGAUGGUGGUAAAGUGCAACAAAUCACGGAGAUGUCGGCAGGUCUCCAACGUGUCCUUCCCUGACGUUGACACCGCGACCGCUGCGAAGAAUGUCAGCGCGGAGGCUCCAGUUGACACUGUCGCCGAGCUCGAUAUCAUGGUGGAUUUCGCCAAAGACCUAGAAUGGUCCAAUCAGAGAUACGAUUGCGCAGAGUUUGACUUCAAUCUUGGUCAUUGCAGUAUACCUCUCGAUAGUGUCCAGAUAUCCUCCACGCAGACUCCAUCUGUACCGCCCGGAAUAAUUGAUGCUGCGCUCCGAAUCCGAGAAUGUGCUGUCGGACACCCCGAGUUCGGAAUUUUUGAUACAUCGGUUGAUGACAUGAUGAUAAUCAUGGCACCGAAAGAUGUCCCCAACAAGUCAACGGACCUAUUGACACCUCUGUCUGACUUAUCGAGGGCACCCUCGUCACCUCCUAUCUCGUCACGAGACUCUUCCGACCGCAGAACUGAGCUUCGAGCUCCCGCAUUGUCUGUUUCAUCUCUGGUCCUGUCCGGCUUGUCGGCAGACGAUCAGAGUACCUGGCAGUAUUAUACAAAGACCAUCUUCCCCUCUAUGUUCCAGUUCUUGCUACAGGACACUUCGCAGCAAAUAUGCGCUCAUACAAUGCAACCAGAACUGGAGUCCUGUCUAUGCUUACAGCAAAUCAUUCCCUAUGUCAAACGAUUUCAAGCUUCUGAGCUCAUAAGGUUCGGACUGAAAGGACCCGCAGAUCUAAAUGCAGGGAAAGAAAGUCGUGCUCUCGAACCAGCUCCGUGGAAACAUAAUAACUUAAGCCCAGCCUGUCUUGUGCAUGUCAUUUUGGCUCAAAUACUUCUAGGCGAGAACGGAUGGUCCAACAUAUUCGAAUAUCUUUCCCAGAACGUCUCUGUCCAAGGAAUCGAUCAAAGCUGGAGUUUUAGCGUGCAAGUUUUGUCACUCUUGGAAGUACUGGCUUCCACGGUCACCGGCAAAGCACCGAACUUCGCUUCGAAUCACUUGGGUCUGAUAGACAACUCCGACAUGUUAGGUUGUGUGACUGGCGUAGAGCGGUGGUUACUCCACUGCCUGAUCCGAGUCAUCAAUCUUCGAACUUGGAAGCAGGAGCAGCUAUCCAAAGCAUCACUCAGUGUGACCGAGCUCAUAGCUACCGCUCUAUCCAUCGACGACGAUCUGAAGCAAGGGCGUGUUCGCAACGAACCAGGCCGUGAGCUCGGAGACCGCGUCAGAUCGGCGUUCAUGAAAGUCUUCGAAGCAGCCUCUGCUGUAUUCUUGCAGUGCACUUUGUCUGGUUCCCGACCUGAGAUUGUUGAAAUUCAGCGAAAGGUGAUGAUGACCAUUGAAGCACUGAACGAUCUGCCGCAAGCUGCGUUGCUCAGACGGCUGACGUGGCCGGUGUGUAUUGCUGCUUCAAUGGCCAUCGUACCUGCUCAGCAAGAGUUUUUCCGAAGACUCCAUGCAAAAGUCAAUAUGGUGUGGGGCCCAGACGAGAACAUUUGCCGAGCCCUGAGAGUAGCGUUCGAAUGCUGGCGGUUACGUGAACAUUCACCUGCUGGCAGAACGUGUGAUUGGCUAGAUGGCAUGAAGAGUUUGGACUGCUUUCUGCUGUUGUUCUGAGAAGUUGAAUAAUCAAGUUUUAGCUAGCAAGUCCGCCUAAUUGUGCCUUGGUGGACAGGUACUCUCGUAAGGAUGCUUGAACCACAUUUGCUUAUGUACGUAGAUCGUCUGUAUACAUUUGGGUACCGAAUGGAACUCCCAGC
Aureobasidium subglaciale EXF-2481 is the source of this 2090-nucleotide messenger RNA. RefSeq lists its product as uncharacterized. The record is from RefSeq and is a predicted model, not a curated record. Gene Ontology annotation, molecular function: DNA-binding transcription factor activity, RNA polymerase II-specific; transcription cis-regulatory region binding; zinc ion binding. Gene Ontology annotation, cellular component: nucleus. Gene Ontology annotation, biological process: positive regulation of transcription by RNA polymerase II. The transcript is spliced from 3 exons. Lineage: Eukaryota; Fungi; Ascomycota; Dothideomycetes; Dothideales; Saccotheciaceae. The coding region runs from base 130 to 1947 and encodes 605 amino acids.